Rhopalosiphum maidis (corn leaf aphid) is the source of this 975-nucleotide messenger RNA. RefSeq names its product zinc finger MYM-type protein 1-like. The coding region runs from base 1 to 975 and encodes 324 amino acids. Lineage: Eukaryota; Metazoa; Arthropoda; Insecta; Hemiptera; Aphididae. The transcript is spliced from 5 exons. The record is from RefSeq and is a predicted model, not a curated record.
AUGUUUUGUCAUCAUUGUUUAUUGUUUUGGCGCAAUAUUAACACAGCGUGGUCUGUAGAUGGAGUUGUUUCGUGGUCAAGAACUUUGUCAAAAGAAAAAUAUAGGCGAGACAAAGCUAUAAACAAAGAGAUUUUUCAAGACUUGAUUGAUAUUACUUUUUUCCUUGCAAAAAACUGUAUUGCAUUUCGUGGGCAUAAAGAAAGUUUAAAAGAAGAAUUGGAUAACCGAGAAAACUUUUUAGAUUUAGUACACUUGAUGUCUAAACGUUCUCCAUCCCUUGCUUCAUCAAUAAGAACAUCAAUACAAGAGGAAUUAAAAAUUGCCCGGUUUUUUAGUAUAUCAGUUGAUUCGACGUUUGAUUUAUCUAGAAAAGAACAAAUAUCAUUUGUAGUACGUUAUGUCAAUUCAACAGCAGGAACUUAUUUAGUGGGACAGUCUUAUGAUGGUGCUCAAAAUAUGAGAGGUAAAUUUCGUGGAUUAAAAACUUAUGUACAACAAAAAUGUCCAUCUGCAAUUUUCAUUUGGUAUUACGCACAUAGGCUAAACUUAAUCGUUGCUAAAUCUGUCGGUUGCAAUUUAAAUGCCAUAGAUCUUUUUGGUAAUCUAGAGUCUGUUUACAAUUUUAUAUGUGGAAGUAAGAAAAGAGUGGCUAUUUAUGAAACUAAACAAGAUUAUUAUUAUGGUAAAAGAACUCAUAGGUUAGAGCGAGUCGCUACAACACGUUGGAUGUCUCAUGGAUACGCCCUUAAUUAUAUAUUGGAAACAUUCAAAGCUGUCUCUGAAACUUUGGAUAAUGUCCGAAAUAAAGAAGGCUGUAAUGACCAAAGUACUGGAUAUAUUGCUGGCUGUCUUAUAGAAUACGUUCUUUCUAGGCGGAUUUUGUUAAUAGCAUUCUGUUUUAAAUACAUAUUUGGGAUUCUUGGAUCAGUCAACAUUUUAUUACAAAGGACCUUGCUAACUUUCAGCUAUGAAUAG